Molecule: messenger RNA, 537 nt
Organism: Clunio marinus
Lineage: Eukaryota; Metazoa; Arthropoda; Insecta; Diptera; Chironomidae
Source: the annotation of a GenBank genome assembly
AUGAAAAGGCCGCAGAUGUUUUCCCUUUAUUCACAAAUAUUUUCCUGUCGUGGUUCCGGUUAUAAAGAAAUUUUCGAGAAAUCAACCAUUAAAUUGCUGUUAAAUAAUAGAGCUUUUGCUUUCGUGUUGACUAUAAAUUUCACAAUAAAAGAUAAAGUAAAUCAUGGGAAAUUUGAUUUUCGGCUUACUGAUAACAACGCUCGUUCAAAACUCUUCAGAGAAAAAGUUGAAAAUUUUGUACAGUGGAACUUUGAUAAAGAAAGGCUUGGAGAAGAAUUUGUAAUCAAAAAACUCUUACUCAUAGAGAAAUCGAUGAAGCCACAAGCAAAAGUUUACUUGAGAAAAUUUGAUGAUGAAAUUCAAGAAAAUUCGAGCCAAGAUGAAGAAAGUUUAAUGGAAACUCCCACACUAGUAGAAAAUGCUGAUAAUCAAUGCCUUGAAAAUGAAAACAUGAAUGAAGAAAGAUUAAGAUUAAAAUUAAAUAAUCCUGAUGAAUCCUUAAAUGAUCAACGGAAGCGAAAUUUAAAAAUCCGAUGA